Lathyrus oleraceus (garden pea) is the source of this 5146-nucleotide messenger RNA. Its product is annotated as ABC transporter C family member 4. Bases 241 to 4791 code for a protein of 1516 amino acids. Gene Ontology annotation, biological process: transmembrane transport. The record is from RefSeq and is a predicted model, not a curated record. Gene Ontology annotation, molecular function: ATP hydrolysis activity; ATP binding; ABC-type transporter activity. The transcript has 12 exons. NCBI's taxonomy places the organism in Eukaryota, Viridiplantae, Streptophyta, Magnoliopsida, Fabales, Fabaceae. Gene Ontology annotation, cellular component: membrane.
UUGUAUAUUUUAAAACCUAUCUUCUUAACAAUGAUAAGGUCCUAAAUAGUUUAGGCCAUAGAGGAAAAACUGGUGAGAGGAACUUCACCUCCUCAACAAACCAGAGACCAUAGAAACGACACAUCGUUUCAUACUCCUUUCUUGAUUCUGUUCUUAUUAAAAUUGUUUUUGUACUAAAAAAACAAGAGAAAAAACUUCAAAUACUAAAAGGAUUUUGAUUGAUUGCAGAAAAACACAAACAUGUCUUCUUUAUAUUCAACUUGGGUUACAUCUCUGUCAUGUUCACCUUCUUCAGGUGAUGGUGCUGUAGUAUAUGCAUUACCUCAAUGGCUGAGAUUUGUUUUUCUGUCACCGUGUCCUCAGAGAGCUCUUCUCUCAGCCGUUGAUUUUUUGCUAUUGUUUACUCUAUUAGUCUUUGCCAUCAUAAAGCUUUAUUCUAGGUUUACUUCCAAUGGAAGUACCAACACAGAAGAAAUCAACAAGCCUCUUAUCAGUAACACAAGAGGUUUGAGAACGAGAACAAGAACAACUCUAUGGUUCAACCUAACUCUAAUUGCAACGAUUGUUUUGACUGUGUUGUACACUGUUGCUUGCAUUUUAGUGUUUAGCAGUUCCGGUGUUGAGUCCUCAUGGAAACAACUUGAUGGACUAUUUUGGGUUGUUCAAGUAGUAACUCAAUUAGUCCUUGUGAUCUUGAUCAUCCAUGUCAAAAGAUUUGAAGCUGCUGUUCACCCUUUAUCGCUUCGAGUUUUUUGGGUUGCAAAUUUCGUUGUUGUUUCUUUGUUCGCUGCUUCUGGUGUUACGCGAUUGGUUUCUUUGGAGGGGAGUGAGUCCUUUGGAUUUAUGGUAGAUGAUGUUGUGUCUUUCAUUUCUCUACCUGUUUCGCUUUUUCUGCUUAUUGUUGGUGUUAAAGGUUCCACUGGUGUUGUUAAUUCAAGAGAAGAAACUCAAAGUGUUGUUGAUAAUGAUGAAGAAACAAAACUAUAUGAUCAUGGUUUGGAUAAACCAAGUCUUACUACUGGUUUUGCUUCGGCUUCUCAAUUUUCGAAAACCUUUUGGAUUUGGUUAAACCCUUUGUUGAGUAAAGGGUAUGCUUCGCCGCUUAAUAUCGAUGAAGUUCCGUAUCUUUCUCCACAGCAUAGAGCUGAGAGGAUGUCUGUUAUCUUUGAGUCAAAAUGGCCGAAAUCGGAAGAGAGGUCGAAGUAUCCGGUUAGAACCACGUUGCUUCGGUGUUUCUGGAAAGACAUAAUCUUCACUGCCUUUCUUGCUGUUAUUAGGCUAUCUGUUAUGUUUGUUGGACCGGUUUUAAUUCAAGAUUUUGUUGAUUUCACUGCUGGAAAAGGUAGUUCCGUGUAUGAAGGUUACUAUCUAGUGCUGAUUCUUCUUGUAGCCAAGUUUAUUGAAGUUUUAACAACUCAUCAUUUCAACUUCAACUCUCAGAAACUUGGAAUGCUUAUAAGAUGCACUCUCAUUACUUCUUUAUAUAAAAAGGGGUUGAGGCUAUCUUGUUCUGCAAGACAAGAUCACGGUGUUGGUCCCAUUGUGAAUUACAUGGCUGUUGAUACACAGCAGCUAUCUGAUAUGAUGCUUCAGUUACAUGCGGUUUGGAUGAUGCCGUUUCAAGUUGGUAUUGGUUUGUUUUUGCUUUACAAUUGUCUCGGUGUUUCGGUGAUCACCGCGUUUCUUUGCCUUCUUCUUGUUCUCGUGUUUAUCGUGGUGACAACUCGACAGAACAAAAACUACCAGUUUAAAGCUAUGAUAAGCCGCGAUUCGAGAAUGAAAGCUGUGAAUGAGAUGCUUAAUUACAUGCGUGUUAUCAAGUUUCAGGCAUGGGAAGAGCAUUUCAACAGUAGAAUCUUGAGUUUCCGUCAGUCGGAAUUCGGGUGGCUUUCGAAGUUUAUGUACUCGAUUUGUGGCAAUAUCAUUGUGUUGUGGAGCUCUCCUAUGUUGAUAUCGACUCUCACUUUCGGUACCGCGCUUUUGCUUGGAGUUAAACUUGAUGCAGGAACUGUUUUCACUACAACAACUGUGUUUAAGAUCCUGCAGGAACCUAUUAGGACUUUUCCUCAGUCAAUGAUAUCUCUCUCACAAGCAUUGGUAUCACUUGGGAGGUUGGAUAGGUACAUGUCUAGCAGAGAACUGAAUGAUGAUUCGGUUGAGAGAAAUGUCGGCUGCGAUGGAGAAACUGCCGUCGAUGUUCAAGAUGGUACCUUCAGUUGGGAUGAUGAUGGCUUAGAACAGGACCUGAAAAAUAUUCAUUUGAAGGUUAAUAAAGGCGAACUCACAGCUAUUGUCGGUACGGUAGGAUCUGGAAAGUCUUCCCUGCUUGCAUCAAUUCUUGGCGAAAUGCACAGAAUUUCUGGAAAGGUUCAAGUUUGUGGGAGUACUGCUUAUGUUGCGCAAACGUCUUGGAUUCAAAACGGGACAAUUGAAGAGAAUAUUCUCUUUGGUUUACCAUUGAAUAGACAGAAGUACAAUGAUGUUAUCAGGGUUUGUUGUUUGGAGAAAGAUUUAGAAAUGAUGGAAUAUGGAGAUCAGACUGAGAUUGGAGAGCGCGGCAUCAACCUCAGCGGUGGUCAGAAGCAGCGUAUACAGCUUGCAAGGGCUGUAUACCAAGACUGUGACAUAUAUCUUCUUGAUGAUGUCUUCAGCGCAGUUGAUGCACAUACCGGCACUGAAAUAUUUAAGGAAUGUGUGAGGGGAGCUCUGAAAGGAAAGACCAUAGUUCUUGUAACACACCAAGUAGACUUCUUACAUAAUGUGGAUUGUAUCGUGGUGAUGAGGGAAGGAACAAUAGUCCAAUCAGGUCGGUACAAUAACCUACUUGAUUCUGGAUUGGAUUUCGGUAUCCUGGUAGCAGCACACGAGACUUCUAUGGAACUUGUAGAACAAGGCGCGGCCAUGCCUGGUGAAAAUUCGAAUAAACCGAUGAUAUCUAAGUCAGCGUCUAUUAACAACAGAGAAACCAAUGGUGAAAGUAAUUCUCUUGACCAACCUAAAUCUGCUAAGGGAAGUUCUAAACUUGUCAAAGAAGAAGAAAGAGAAACCGGUAAAGUUAGCUUUAAUAUCUAUAAACUCUACUGCACGGAGGCUUUUGGAUGGGUGGGGAUUUUCGCGGUAUUCUUUCUUUCUUUGUUGUGGCAAGCAUCUAUGAUGGCUAGUGAUUAUUGGUUGGCAUAUGAAACAUCGGUUAAGCGUGCUGAAUUUUUCAAUCCGUCUUUGUUUAUUUCCGUCUAUGCAAUUAUCAGCUUAGUUUCAGUUCUUCUGAUAGUUCUGAGAUCCUACUCGGUUACAGUCUUUGGAUUAAAGACAGCACAGACUUUCUUCAAUCAAAUUCUUAAUAGCAUCUUGCAUGCUCCAAUGUCUUUCUACGACACUACUCCAUCAGGCCGAAUUCUAAGCAGGGCAUCCACUGAUCAGACGAAUGUCGAUAUCUUCAUCCCUUUGUUCAUCAAUUUUGUGGUCGCCAUGUAUAUUACGGUCGUCAGCAUCAUCAUAGUCACAUGCCAAAAUUCAUGGCCGACAGCUUUCUUGCUGAUUCCUCUUGUUUGGUUGAACCUUUGGUACCGGGGUUAUUUUCUUUCUACUUCUCGCGAGUUAACUAGGCUGGAUUCAAUUACAAAAGCACCUGUGAUUGUUCAUUUCUCCGAAAGCAUAUCCGGGGUAAUGACGGUCCGCGCAUUCCGUAAACAGAAGGAGUUUAGUUUAGAAAACAUCAGACGAGUAAAUUCUAACUUGCGAAUGGAUUUCCACAACUUCAGUGCCAAUGCUUGGUUGGGUUUCCGCUUAGAAUUGCUUGGAAGCUUGAUUUUCUGCAUGUCUGCUUUGUUCAUGAUUAUAUUACCUAGCAGUAUAAUAAAGCCAGAAAACGUUGGUUUAUCUCUCUCCUAUGGAUUGUCGUUGAAUUCGGUGAUGUUCUGGGCCAUAUACAUGAGUUGUUUCAUUGAAAACAAAAUGGUGUCUGUUGAGAGGAUAAAACAGUUCUCAAAUAUUCCAUCAGAAGCAGCGUGGAACAUUAAGGAUCGCUCGCCUCCUCCAAAUUGGCCCGGUCAAGGCCAUGUUGAUAUCAAAGACUUGCAGGUCAGAUAUCGUCCGAACACUCCUUUGGUUCUUAAAGGCAUUACUUUAAGCAUUAAUGGAGGAGAAAAGGUUGGUGUUGUUGGUCGAACGGGGAGUGGAAAAUCAACUUUAAUUCAAGUUUUCUUCAGGCUGGUGGAACCCAGCGGAGGCAAAAUAAUCAUCGAUGGCAUUGACAUAUCCGCCUUAGGACUUCAUGAUCUCAGAUCUCGAUUUGGUAUCAUCCCUCAGGAGCCUGUCCUUUUCGAAGGUACCGUUAGAAGUAACAUUGAUCCAACUGGACAGUAUACAGAUGAUGAGAUAUGGAAGAGUUUGGAGCGCUGUCAACUGAAAGACUCGGUAGCUUCAAAGCCUGAGAAACUCGACUCAUUAGUGGUUGACAACGGAGAUAACUGGAGUGUGGGGCAGAGGCAGUUGCUUUGUUUAGGGAGAGUCAUGCUUAAGCAAAGCAGGCUGUUAUUCAUGGACGAGGCUACAGCUUCUGUCGAUUCUCAAACCGACACUGUAAUUCAGAAGAUCAUCAGAGAGGACUUUGCAGCGCGUACCAUCAUCAGCAUUGCUCAUAGAAUACCAACAGUGAUGGACUGUGAUCGAGUGUUAGUUGUAGAUGCAGGGCGUGUGAAAGAAUUCGACACACCUACGAACUUGCUCCAGAGGCAAUCGUUGUUUGCAGCAUUGGUUCAAGAGUAUGCCAACCGCUCUACUGGACUAUAACAAAACUUCAGCUUCUCUCUAUAUCUGUUAGCUUCUCCGGCAUCCAUAUUUAUAGCUAGAAAAUAACAAAAACAGAAAACAUGUUCAUCAAAGCGAAGCUUUUUGAUUAAUAUUACAAGCAUGUUGCAUGGAGAGGCUCAAUUCAGCUACCAUUACAUAAUCAUUUUAAGAUGAGCUGAUUUGUUGCUGGUGUAUUUUGACCAUGAAUUAGUGUUAGUAGUAAGAAAAUGUAGCGAUUCUAGGCUCUGAUUAGUAAUAUACUACACCAAAGUGUAAUGACUUAUAAUAAGUUGCAUGUUUUCCUUUGCAUUAUAGUAUUGAAUAAUUUGAAAUUACUCCUAUGAGAUUUGGCCAA